Messenger RNA from Brenthis ino (lesser marbled fritillary), 456 nucleotides. NCBI's taxonomy places the organism in Eukaryota, Metazoa, Arthropoda, Insecta, Lepidoptera, Nymphalidae. The record is from the annotation of a GenBank genome assembly.
AUGUUCGCUAAAAUCGUAGCUUUCGGAACCCUUUUAGCUGCGGCUAAUGCUGGUCUCCUGCAUGGACAUGGUCACGCCGUUUCUUCUCAAAGCAUUGUGCGUCACGAUGAAGGACACAUCUCCCCAUUAGCUUACUCGGCUCCUCUACUUCACGCUGCCCCAGUGGCGUAUGCUCCUGCUGUCUACGCUCCUGCAGCUCACUACGCCGGUCAUGAUGAAUACGCUCACCCCAAAUAUGACUUCGCCUACUCAGUAGCCGACCCCCACACCGGCGACCACAAGUCCCAGCACGAGAGCCGCGACGGUGACGCCGUACAUGGCUACUACUCCCUGGUGCAGCCCGACGGCUCCGUGCGCAAAGUUGAAUACUCAGCUGAUGACCACACCGGAUUCAACGCCGUCGUACACAACUCUGCUCCUUCCGUCCACCCUCAACCAGCUUACUACCAUAAUUAC